AUGGAAAAAGUUAUGAGCACACAACCCGAAAAUUUAAAUAGAUAUGAAUACAAUCAAGAAGAACAAGAUUUAUUAGAAAGACAAAUGAAUGAGCUGAUGAAAAAACACAAUGAAUUUCUAAAAGAAGCACAUAACAGUAAGAAUGAUAUUGGUGAAGUAAAAACUAGUCCAGAUCUAGAAAGAAACAAUGAAAGAGUUAUUGAAUCUGGUUUAGUUGAGAAGGAAGAGGUAAGAAAAAAAUGUUUAACAAAUAUUUUUAAAUCAAGAAGUGUUCUAAUAGGGGCUGUGGUUACAAUAGGAGUAGCCAGUUUGCUCUUUAUAAAAUUUUAUUCUUCAAAAUGA
Molecule: messenger RNA, 342 nt
Organism: Hepatospora eriocheir
Lineage: Eukaryota; Fungi; Microsporidia; Hepatosporidae
Source: the annotation of a GenBank genome assembly